Solanum tuberosum (potato) is the source of this 708-nucleotide messenger RNA. Its product is annotated as protein LITTLE ZIPPER 3. NCBI's taxonomy places the organism in Eukaryota, Viridiplantae, Streptophyta, Magnoliopsida, Solanales, Solanaceae. The record is from RefSeq and is a predicted model, not a curated record. The coding region runs from base 153 to 425 and encodes 90 amino acids. The transcript has 2 exons.
UUUCUCUAAAUUUUUGAUCAUUUGUUUUCUUUGAAUUGUAAUGAUUUCUCCUACUAUACUUUCCUUUACACAUUCACAUUAAUUCCCCCCCUAUGCAUAUCAUCAUUUCCUUUCUUUUUUUCCCAUUUUUCUCAAACUCCUCUUUGUAGGAAAUGGACAGAAUUAACUCAAAGCUCUACUUGCAAAAUUGCUACAUAAUGGCUGAAAAUGAAAGACUAAGGAAAAAGGCAGAGUUAUUGAAUCAAGAAAAUCAACAACUUUUAAGUGAACUCAAACAUAGGUUAUCACAAGCUGGUCCUAGCAACAACAACAACAACAGUAAUAACAACAACAAUGGAGGAGGAAAAAACAAUUCAAUUCCUGAUCUCAAUCUCACAAACUGUUCUUCAUCCAAGAAUGCUUCAUCAAAAUCCAAGAAAAAGUGAAAAAAAGAAAAGAAAAAAUCAAGGUGUCCAUCUAGUCAUUGAACUAAUAUUAUGUUACUUUUUUUAAUUUUAUUUUGGGGGGUGUUAAAUAUUAUUAUUAGUAAGGGGGUCAAAAAGUAGGAAGUUAUGGUUGUUGGUGUUUUUUUAGUUAUAUAGGUAAGAGGAAUAUAUGGUUUUUUUUGUCUAUGUUUAAAUAUUUUGUUUUAGUAUGUGGGGUUAGUUCUGUUUGGGAGCUAAGAAGUUGUAAGCAAAUCUAUUAGCUAUAUAUAUAUAAAAGAAAUAU